Molecule: messenger RNA, 882 nt
Organism: Tuber aestivum (summer truffle)
Lineage: Eukaryota; Fungi; Ascomycota; Pezizomycetes; Pezizales; Tuberaceae
Source: the annotation of a GenBank genome assembly
AUGGAAAAAACGCCAGAAGACACGAUCCGCAACCGCAAACCGCCCCCAACGGCCCUUCCGACCGGGUUACCCACACACAACGACUACGACGAGAAGAACGACCCCAACAUCUCAAGGGGAAUCAGCGUCGUCGACAUCCUACGCGUGCUCACGGGCGCGCUCCUCCUCAGCGCGAUCUUCAGCUGGUUCGUGACGGACGGGGAAUCCAUCACUUGGGGCUACAAGCCGAGGGCUCUGAGGUGGAAUAACCUGAAGAAUUUAUUUGUACUGCUUAUUCCCCCCCCCCUCCCCCUCCUGUUCCCACUGCCAGCUUAUCUCUCUAUAUGCUUUAGUAUGGUAUCGCUAAUUUGAUUUCUUGCGGGUUCUUUCAAGAAAACGCCACUGGUGUUGACGGACGAGCAGCUCUCGCGGUACUCCGGUGCGGAUCCCGGGUUACCCAUUUAUAUCGCCAUCAAUGGGAGCGUUUUCGACGUCUCGGCCUCCCCGCAGACGUACGGUCCCGGCGGCUCGUACGGUUUCUUCUCCGGUAAGGAUGCGUCUAGGGCCUUCGUGUCUGGGUGCUUCCAGGGUGAUCUUACCUGGGAUUUGAGGGGGCUGGAGGAGAUGUACAUCACUGGGGACGUUAGAGAGCUGGAUGAUAAGGAGCUUAACGAGAUCUCGAGAUUGGAGAGCACUGGUGAGAAUGAUAGCCGGGUCAGGUACUUGAAGAAGCGGAGGAAUAAGCGUAGGAAGGAGGCGUGGGAGAAGGUUGAGGAGGGCAUCGCCCAUUGGGAAAACUUCUUCAGGAACCACGAAAAAUACUUUUAUGUUGGCAAGGUUGUGCACCCCGAUUUGAGUGGGACGCCUAUCAGAGAGCUUUGUAAGGGUGAUAAGAAGCCAUAG